AUGGUGAACUGUUACUUACAGGUUAGACGAAUCUUGUACGGUUUGGGGUUCGACGACACCGCGCAGACGCGCCCUAUCAAGUCGUUCUCUGGAGGGUGGCGUAUGCGUAUCUCCUUAGCCCAGGCGCUAUUUAUAGAACCAGAUCUACUCCUGCUGGACGAACCGACCAAUCAUCUGGACUUAAAUGCCGUGCUGUGGCUGGACAGCUACCUACAGAAGUGGAAGAAAAUGUUGCUGGUAGUGAGUCACGAUCAAGAUUUCCUGGACUCGAUCUGUACCGAUUUCCUCAAUUUGGAGAAUAAGAAACUCAUCAACUACAGGGGGAGUUACUACGACUUCAAGCACAUGCAUGCUGUACGCGAGCGUGACUAUUUACGCGCGUACGAGAAGCAGCAAGAUCAGCUGAAGCUGAUGAAAAGGGCCGGCAUGUCCAAGCAGAAGGCCGAGGCUAAGGUGUCAAAAUCAGCGAUUGAUGAAGAGGAAGAGAAAAUGAAUGACAUGAGUCUCAUUGAGAGACCAAAGGAAUACAAAGUCAUCUUUGACUUCCCCGCACCACCGGAAAUUUCGCCACCUUAUAUCGAGGUGGAUCAAGUGUGGUUCAGGUACAAUGAGAGCAAACCCUUCCUGUUCGAAAAACUGGACUUUGGCGUGGGUCUGGACACGCGCGCGUGUGUUGUAGGUCCCAACGGAAGUGGAAAGUCGACUGUCAUCAAACUGUUGUACGGUGAUCUGACCCCGAGCAAGACCAACAACGAACUCUGA
This is a messenger RNA of Sphaeroforma arctica JP610, 762 nucleotides long. RefSeq lists its product as hypothetical. The transcript has 5 exons. NCBI's taxonomy places the organism in Eukaryota, Ichthyosporea, Ichthyophonida. Gene Ontology annotation, molecular function: ATP binding; ATP hydrolysis activity. The coding region runs from base 1 to 762 and encodes 253 amino acids. The record is from RefSeq and is a predicted model, not a curated record.